GAACCUCCAUUUUAUUGUAACUUUUUGCUAGCUUUGAAAAAUUCUUUGGAAUUGUUCAUAUUCUGAUUCUUAGCUGUGUAUUUUUCUGCAUUUGUUGUCUGCAUAUUUGUUAUUCUCAAGGAAAACCCAUGUUAGAUAAUCCACCUUGGUGGUCUCAUAUCACCUGACUUUGUCCCUUUUGCUUUAAUCAAUUUCCUUGAGAUCUGUGACUUUUGAGGAAAUAAAAGUUCAGUCUUUCCCUUUGUUGGGUCAUGCUUAAAAAUUUAAGAUUCCUUCAGAAUAGCUGCUGAGGUCCAUUCAUACUUGGAACACCAAAAACACUUAAUUCUUGUAUAGCUGUUGCGGCUUUUAAAAAAUUUGAGAGAAAACAGUUCUGUUUUCCUAGGAUAUGCAAUAUGAGGGACACUGGUAACAUCUCUCAGUACCGAGCUAAGUUAGAUCAGACAUUGUCGUCUCAUGAUCUUGUAAAUGAUGAUUUACUUAAAAACCUUGUCAAGAAUCAAAUGCUACGCUCGUCAGAAUGUGAUCUUCAAGAAUGUAGUGACAACCUAGUAGAGCGAAGAACCAAGGAAGUGGCAAACUUCCUGAGCAUGUUAAGGAGUACAUCUGUAACUGAUAAUGAGAAGGCAAAAUCUUCUGAAGCAGCUCAUCCUGUUUGGAAAGUAAAACAAGAUACUGAAGAUUACCGUGUUAUGUAUCGAGAGGGACCAGAAGGCACUCCCUUCCAUACCCUCCUUGUUGAAGGCUAUGUAGAUGGCCCAUCAGAUGUUUGUUUAUGCAUCUCAUGGGGGGCAGAGUUCUACAAGAAAUGGUGGCCGCAAACCACAAUUCCAACAUUUAAGAUUGCAGCCUCCGAGUGCCUGCAGAAGGUCAGAGAGGGUGAACAAAUAUGUCUAGUAAGGAUGAAGCUUUCAUGGCCAUUGUCAACAAGGGAGGCCCUUGUACAUUUCUUUGUAUUUGAGUACAUUCAAGAUGGUCUGAUAGUAGUGCUUCUAAAUUCGAUCUCUGAUGUAGAUACCGUUGAUAGAAGCACUCACGGGUACUCGAAAGACGGAAUACCACCACCGCAGGAUGUAGUACGAAUUGACGUGGUGGGAGGUUUUGCUAUCCAGAAAGUUACUGAUAAUCGUAGCUACUUCAGGACUAUAGCAAACAUGGAUAUCAAACUGGACUUUGUUCCUCCUUCAUUCAUCAAUUUCCUUUCAAGGCAGCUCGUAGGUGCUGGCUUCAAGCUGUAUAAAAAGGAAGUAGCUUCGGUUACCAAAGGUGACGAAGAUUUCAGCAAUGCUCUAAAAGAUCCACUAUAUGAUCGAAUACGAAAAGCACUUUAUUCAGAUAAUGUACCUAAUGACAAUGAGGCUUUAGAAUUACAAGACCUCAAGGAAGAAGCACGUGCUAGUCUCGAUGAAGGGGCAAGAGAUAGCAAUGGGGCUUCGGGACUGCAAAAGGACUUCAAGAAAGAUGCAUGUUUUGGAGUUGAUGAACGGACAGGAGAUGGAAAUGGUGCUUUAGAGUCACAAGACCCGAUAAAUGACGCCUAUGCUCAUCCGGAUCAAGCAACAGGAACAAAUGUUGAAGAUAAUAAAGUUCAUGAAAUUGAGGAAAUUAAUGAAGAUACAAGUGAAAUGAUUGAAAGUUUAGAUGAGAAUGAAGAGAAAGUCGGGGAUUCUCCAGCUAAUCAACUCGUAGAUGUGCCUUCCAACAACAAGAUGGUCGUGAUUAGAUCUGAGGUUCGACAAGCUCUGGGAACUUUGGAGAAGGCUAUUUCUAUCAUAAGGGAUUUUGGAUAUAAUUUGGAAAUUAGAUCUGUUUCCGGAAAUGCUACUGUUAAGUCUUUAGGUGUAGAGGAGGAUGGACGGAGAGACUCAAAAUCAUCAGAAACUGAUCGAAUUCAUGGAACUCGCAUAGCUUGCGCUGAAUCACCCGGAAAAGAAUUAUCAGAGGCGACACGCAACGAACACAGGAACAGCUCUGCUAGUCAUGGUUCCAGGCGUACAAGUUCUAGUUUGUGCACGAGGGAAGCUAACCACAACACGAAGAUUGCUCCUGCAUCACCGGAUGAUUAUGUUGAAAUCUUAGGCGACACACAACACAUUGCUGUACAUGUAGACCAAAUGAAGGAAGAAAAUGUCGCGUCUGUCCAUGGAAAAAAACACGGUAUAAGAAGACGAAAGCUACCAUUUUACUGUUGCUUGUCUUUUAAACCAGAACAAGUCAUGAGUUAAAAAGAGCAAUUUUGUUCAUAGGAGAAAGCAGCUAUAGUUUACCUGUUACUACAUAUGUAUAGUUCUUAUGUAAUUAAGGGUCAAAACCAGAGUGUUCUGUACCUA
Messenger RNA from Solanum verrucosum, 2330 nucleotides. RefSeq lists its product as uncharacterized. The record is from RefSeq and is a predicted model, not a curated record. The transcript is spliced from 11 exons. NCBI's taxonomy places the organism in Eukaryota, Viridiplantae, Streptophyta, Magnoliopsida, Solanales, Solanaceae. Bases 396 to 2225 code for a protein of 609 amino acids.